AUGCUCACUGGCCUUGCCCAGUGCCUGGUUUUGGAGAAGGCCACAAAGAUCCCCGAGGGAUGGUCGCUUGAGGAGCACCCUGUCGACGAGGCGCAGCCACUUCGACUAUCCAUCGCCUUGCGGGAGCCUCGAAUGCAAGAUCUGGAGCCACUCAUCGUCGACUCGCGCUCCAGCUUCUUAACGAGGGAAGAGACUCAGACACUACGACGACCAGAAGACGAGGACGUUGCAGCCGUCCAGAAGUGGCUUGCCGGGUACGGCAUUGCUUCAACCCACCAGGAUGACUGGAUCAAGGUCCAAACCACCGCCCACGAGGCUGAGAAGCUUUUGGAUAUGAAGCUCGGCCGCUACUCAUUCGAGGGGAAAGCGCCCGUGUUGCGCACACGCCAAUACUCCGUUCCCGAUGACCUGGCUGAGGUGAUCAGUUUCAUCCACCCAGUGACGAACUUCAUGACGCCAAAAACAGAGCUGUCCCAUCCCUCGCCCCCUCGAGAUAAGGUCCGACGCGACGAUCUACCAUGUGCCGAUCAGACCACCCCAGACUGCAUCCGAGAGCUGUACAAGAUGCCAUCCCCCAAAACAAACAGUACCUCUUCGUCUGUUCGCCUAGGGAUCGCGGGGUUUCUGGAGCAGUAUGCAAACUAUCUGGAUGUUGAGGUUUUCCUCAAGCGCACAGCCAAGAGCAUUUCCAAGACUGGGUACAAUUUCACCAUCGAAAAGGUCAACGGGGGCGGAGACACGCAGAACCCCAUGAAGUCGGGUUCAGAGGCGCAGUUGGACGUGGAAUAUGCCAUGGCCAUCGGUUACCCUUCCAAUGUCAACUUCUAUUCGGUCGGUGGUCGCGGUGUCCAGCUGAACGAUACUGGGAAGCCAUUGCCGGAGGAGGACUCCAGCAACGAACCAUACCUCGAAUUCUUGGACUACUUGCUUGCCAAGGAAGACGACGAAAUCCCCCACGUACUUUCGUUUUCGUACGCGGACGACGAGCUGUCGGUUCCGCAGCCCUAUGCUGGGCGAGUGUGUUCCAUGCUUGGUCUCCUGACCGCCCGUGGUACCACCAUUCUUGCAGGUUCAGGAGACGGAGGCGCAGCCGGGGCACGGAACUCUUCCUGCCAGACAGCCGACGGUAGGCCCGUCACCAUGGCUGUGUUCCCUGCCUCGUGCCCUUGGGUCACGGCGGUCGGUGCUGUCCGCAACGGUGUCGAGCCCCCCGAGGGAGCCACGUUCAGCGGUGGUGGCUUCUCGCAGUACUUCAAGCGACCAUCAUGGCAGGACGAAGCCGUUGAGGGGUACGUCAAGAGUUUGGAUGGAUAUCUGAGCGAGUACUACAACGCCGGCAUGCGCGCCACACCCGAUAUAUCUGCCGUUGGCACCGAGUUUGAUGUGACGAUUGCCUUGCAAAAGUUCUAUCUCGACGGCACAAGCGCAAGCACCCCCGUGGUAGCCGCUAUGCUCGCGCUCAUCGACGAGGACAGGUUCAAGGCCGGCAAGAAGUCUCUGGGCUGGAUCAACCAAAGGCUGUACAAUGACACAGCCGUCCAGGACAGUAUUCGGGAUGUCAUGAAUGGAACGAGUGCAUCUUGCGAUUUCGAGGAAAAGGGCAAGCCUGGAGGCUGGAAAUCGGCGGAGGGUUGGGAUGCCAUCACCGGCCUAGGUGUGCCACGGGACUUUCCCAAGUUCCGCGAUGCCCUGUAUAAUGACUAUUAA
Molecule: messenger RNA, 1707 nt
Organism: Emericellopsis atlantica
Lineage: Eukaryota; Fungi; Ascomycota; Sordariomycetes; Hypocreales; Bionectriaceae
Product: tripeptidyl peptidase precursor
Exons: 1
Coding region: 1-1707 (568 amino acids)
Biological process (GO): proteolysis
Molecular function (GO): serine-type endopeptidase activity; tripeptidyl-peptidase activity
Source: RefSeq, a predicted model, not a curated record